Molecule: messenger RNA, 162 nt
Organism: Sclerotinia sclerotiorum 1980 UF-70
Lineage: Eukaryota; Fungi; Ascomycota; Leotiomycetes; Helotiales; Sclerotiniaceae
Exons: 3
Coding region: 1-162 (53 amino acids)
Source: RefSeq, a predicted model, not a curated record
AUGUUGAUUGAUAAUACGAGCCAAAGAAAAGCUUUGGCCGAUGGUUUGUCUGCAGCCAUUGAGUCGGUGUUGGCAGAUUCUGCAAUGUCUGUAUCUGGUAGCUGGAGGGAGGGGAAAUGGGUUCCCGCAUAUUCCAUGGUAGUACCUCGGAAAGAGGCAUAA